CUGUACGCAGGCGCGAAGGAUUGCCUCCAACAACAAGAAGCAGACGCCAGGCAAGAUGGCCGACUUGGGGAAGAAGUACUGCGUUAACUGCCUUGCAGAUGUUACAAACCUGCGGCUUCGCUGCACCGAGUGCCCUGAUAUCGAGCUGUGCCCAGAGUGCUUCUCAGCGGGCGCUGAAAUCGGUAAUCACCGGAGAUGGCACGGCUACCAGCAGGUCGACGGCGGUCGGUUCUCUCUCUGGGGUACAGAGGCAGAAGGAGGGUGGACCAGCAGGGAAGAGCAGUCGCUACUCGAUGCUAUCGAGCAGUAUGGAUUUGGAAACUGGGAGGACAUGGCUGAUCAUGUUGGAGCAUCCCGGACUCCUCAGGAAGUCAUGGAACAUUAUGUCACCAUGUACAUCCAUGGAAACCUGGGGAAGGCCUGUAUCCCUGACAGUAUUCCAAACCGGGUGACCGAUCACACCUGCCCGAGCGGAGGGCCGCUGUCGCCCAGCCUGACCACUCCGCUCCCUCCGCUGGAUAUCAGCUUGGUGGAGCAACAGCAGCUGGGCUACAUGCCACUACGUGACGACUAUGAGAUUGAGUAUGACCAGGACGCGGAGAAGCUCAUCAGCGGACUGUGUGUCAACUACGAUGAUGAGGACGUGGAAAUUGAAAUGAAGCGCGCCCAUGUGGACAUGUAUGUGCGUAAGCUCAGAGAACGCCAGCGGCGUAAGAACAUCGCUCGUGACUACAACCUGGUGCCUUCAUUUUUAGGCAGAGACAAGAAGGACAAGGAAAAGGACAAAACAGGGAUGUUGGGAGUCGUAGGAAGUGCAGCUGGCGUGAGUGGAACAGGGGCUGGUGGUGGUGCAGUCGGAUCAGGAUCCAUGGCGGCAUCGGGAGCAGGUCCUCUCCCAAGUACACCUAAAAGAAAAAUCACCAAGGAAGAGAAGGAGCAGCGGGUGAGGCUGCGAGCGCUUUGUCAGUUCAUGGCCCAUCGGGAGUUUGAAGAGUUCUUUGAGAACAUGCAUAAAGAGCGAGUGCUGAGGGCCAAGGUGCGCGAGCUGCAGCGCUACCACCGAAACGGCAUCACACGCCUGGAGGAGUCAGCGGAAUACGAAGCAGCACGCCACAAACGGGAGAAGCGCAAAGAGAACAAAAGUGUGGUCACCUCAAAGCGGGGCAGCUCGGGAGGAGGAGGGCUUGGUUCUGGGAUGGGGCUCGGGGGUGGAGCUGGAGGAGGAGGAGGCGUUGCUGGAGGACUAGGGGUUGGAGGUGGGAUCAAAGAAGAGGGCAAAGAUGGUGAGUUUGCUGCCAUUGAGAAUCUGACAGGCUUCGAGCUGCUGUCAGACAGGGAGAAGGUGCUGUGCAACUCUCUCAACCUCAGCCCGGCACGCUACCUGACUGUCAAAACCAUCAUCAUCAAAGAUCACCUGCAGAAAAGGCAGGGCAUUCCCGCCAAAAGCCGAAUGCCCAGCUACCUGGAUAAGGUUCUUAAGAAGCGCAUUCUCACCUUCCUCACAGAAAGUGGCUGGAUAUCCCGAGACACCUCUUAGCAGUCCAUCGUUGCUCAGGAAAUUAUAAACAGAUAAGCUAUAAGCGCUGGAAGGCAGGAAAAACUACUGGUUUUCACCAUUUUUUUUUUCAGGAGUGACCUUGUAAAUAUAUACGUUGAAAAGAAAUAAGAUGCCCAACUGGAGAAAAAAAUAUUUUCAUAUAAGGGCAAGGAACAAAACUGCCUAUAUUUUUGCAUUUGGAAAGGAACAGGGGAUUAAUACAGCUGUGUGGGUUACAGUACUUUCUAUUCUAAAUGUUUUGACAAAAUAAUAACUGCAGUGUUAACGCUUGCAGGUAUUACAGAGCUGUUUUGGUGUUGUUACAGCAGGUGCACUGAAGGUAGAAAUAAUGUAAUGAAUGCAACCGGCAUGCUGAAAAGAAAAGCAAAUAACAAAAUCGGAUUUGAUGAUAAACUCUUAUCCCAUUGGUGGCUGCAAAAUAAGGUGAUUGGGGAAAAAACGCAAAGAAAAAAGCUCCAAAAACCAGGGUUUGCCCAUGGUUUUAGCACAAACUUAAUUAGAUAGCCUAAUAUUAGUUAGAGCGGGCUUGCUGAAGUUUACAGUCAUUAUCGGCCUAUCAGAGUUUGCAGUUUGCACCAAAUGCCGAGUACAAUAAUGAAUACAAAAAGAUGAGUUUCCACAGGUUCCUUCGACUUCAUUCCUACCCAUACCUUUCGGUUGAUGUCAUUGCUAGCCUAUCACUGCUUACUUAGAUUAGCUAGAGCUUGACCUGCUGCAGGUGGCUGAUUGCUGUAUAUCUUCCCCCCAAAUUUCUUUUACCAAAUAACUGAUGCAGAUAAAGGCGUUGGGGUAAUUUAGAAAUUUAAUUUAGAGUUUUUGCAGGAGAGUUUGUGCCAACAUCCAUUCCAUACAAUACUCCCAGUACAUGUAGCAGAGUAGAAACUAGUUUGAGAAAUACAUUGCUGGAUAAUUAAAGAGAAGCAAAACAAAAAACGACACCCGUUAUUGUCCCUUUUUUAAUGUAACUAACAUAAAGAAUAUAUAUGUGUAUAUUUAUAUUAAACAAAUAUUGACCAGUAUAUCAAUAUUGGAAUCUUUUCUCAUUCCUAAACAUGACCCUUAAAAAUCCACUAAGGCUAAUAGCAGCAGUGUCACCGCAGGUUUGAAAAAAAUGACCAGAAAUGCCAAAGAAGAGAUCAUAGUCAACGCCAGUCACACUCUGUCCACCAGAGGGCACUGCCAGGCUUAUUUUUAACCUGUAAAAAGUCCAACUCAGAAUGUAUUUUUGUUUGAUAGCUAAUUUAAAAAGAUC
Molecule: messenger RNA, 2810 nt
Organism: Neolamprologus brichardi
Lineage: Eukaryota; Metazoa; Chordata; Actinopteri; Cichliformes; Cichlidae
Gene: tada2b
Product: transcriptional adaptor 2B
Biological process (GO): regulation of transcription by RNA polymerase II; chromatin remodeling
Cellular component (GO): nucleus; SAGA-type complex
Molecular function (GO): chromatin binding; transcription coactivator activity; zinc ion binding
Source: RefSeq, a predicted model, not a curated record